UUGUAAUUUUGUACCCAGAAGUCAGAACCCUAACAAAAACCUCUCCUUCCCUAAAAAAUAAAAGUAUAAAUUAAAUCCCUUCUCUUAUAUUUCUCAGAACCCGCUGUGAUUCUCUCUAUGAAGAGUAAGCGACGAUCGUCGGAAUCCAUGGCUAACAAUUCCGAUCCUCCUUCUCCUCUUGGCCAUAAUAUCAUCAAAGACAUCCUCUUAAGACUUCCGAUCAAAUCCAUUAAACGAUUUGAAUCCGUGUCCAAAGCCUGGUACUUGCUCUUCAAUUCCCAUGACUUCAUUUCCAACCAUUUCCGUCGCUCUUCCAGUGGGCCGUCUCUUCUGAUUCGCCGCUUCCACAAUCCAACUGGGUCUAACUUUUCUAUAAUCUUGAUGGAUAAUCGAACCUCAAUUCCUCGCGAGAUAAAGAUUCCGUUUCUGGGUUCUUUGAUUCGGUAUCCCAAGAUUAUUGAGUCUUGCAAUGGUAUUAUCUGUCUCGAUAUCUCUCCUUGCUAUGCCUCCGCUUUUGUGUUGUGGAAUAUUUCGACUAGGCAAUUCAUAGGUCUUCCUCGUCCAAGAAUCAAUGAUGCCCAUAAGCCAAUUUGGAUGGUCGCUACUGGAUUUGGGUAUAGUCGCGAAAGUAAUGAUUUUAAACUGGUAAGAGUUGUGAAUUUCCAUUGUAACGAAGAUGAUUCUCUUGUUGUGAGGGCUGAAGUCUACUCGUGGAGAACGGGUUCGUGGAUGCUAUUGGAUGGAAGAAUGAUCGAAGAAAGAAUGGGUUCUUGUGUGAUUCCUGAAGGCCAGCAAGCUGUGAUUGUGGAUGGAUCUAUGCAUUGGGUAGCUAAUGGGGUUGGGAAAUUGGCAAAUCACAAGUAUAUCGUCUCAUUCGAAAUGGGUAAUGAAGAAUUCAGAAGAAUAAAAAUCCUAGAUUAUCUUUCCAGUGAAAUUUGUGUUAAAGUUGUAGGAUUCAAAGAAUCACUUGCUUUGGCAUUGUAUCCUGCUUUGUCUGUUUAUCCUGGAUAUGGAAGACCCAUCAAUCGAAUGGAGUUGUGGACAUUGGAUAAAGAUUAUGCUUCUGAUGUUGAUGGUAAUUGCUGGACUAAACUCCAUACAAUAGACUUGAAUUCUUCUGGACUUAACCCAAUUGGUGUUCACAAUGAUUCUGAAUUGCUAGUCAAACGUAUGGAGGCACAUUGUGUUAGUCUAUCUUUUUUUGAUCCCGAUAACAAAGGCAUCAAGACCUUACCCAUUUGCAGUUCUGACUAUACAUGUGAGUUCUACAGUUAUGUGGACAGCUUGGUUCCAGUAGCAAAUGCAGGGUAUUUGGAAGUAGAAAAGACUCGCGAGUCUGAAAUAUAUUAGAUCUUAAGGCUCAUAUUGCUUAGUACGAUUCAGUUUUUAGGCUACAAGAAUUUGCUUGGGAAUUCAGGUCCUUUCCAUAUAUGAUAUUGUUAGUAGGAAUUAGUGCUAGUAUUUUACUUUUGAUUGUGAAUUGAUCCAAUUUGAGCCUAACAAGUUACCUACUUAUCUUUAUAUUGUUAGUUAAUGUGCAGUUGUCAUACUCUUUUGGUCUA
Hevea brasiliensis (rubber tree) is the source of this 1562-nucleotide messenger RNA. RefSeq names its product F-box protein CPR1. The coding region runs from base 118 to 1350 and encodes 410 amino acids. The record is from RefSeq and is a predicted model, not a curated record. Gene Ontology annotation, molecular function: protein binding. The transcript has a single exon. Lineage: Eukaryota; Viridiplantae; Streptophyta; Magnoliopsida; Malpighiales; Euphorbiaceae.